Molecule: messenger RNA, 2375 nt
Organism: Hipposideros armiger (great roundleaf bat)
Lineage: Eukaryota; Metazoa; Chordata; Mammalia; Chiroptera; Hipposideridae
Gene: NOXRED1
Product: NADP dependent oxidoreductase domain containing 1
Exons: 7
Coding region: 101-1186 (361 amino acids)
Biological process (GO): L-proline biosynthetic process
Molecular function (GO): pyrroline-5-carboxylate reductase activity
Source: RefSeq, a predicted model, not a curated record
GUCAGCAGUUGCUAGCAUACAGGAGUAAGGUGGAUAAAGGCUCUGCAGAGGAGGAGAAGAUUGACACCAUUCUCAGCAGCUCGGAGGUGGUGGCUUGGAAAUGGACAUGCUAGAGGACCUUGAGUCCCUGCAGUUUGAGUAUGAGAUGGAAGAGGAAGACCGCAACUGGCUGUAUUUGCAGGGUCGUUUUCGGGGGCUGAUGAUCAAGGGCUGUGCACAUGCAACCUUCUUCUGCAAGCUACUUUGUAAGUUGAGACAAUCAUUACAUGAGAAGCAGACUCCCACAGAUCUCGUGACUGGAUCUCUUGAUGACAUUCCUGAUGAUGAUGAUUUAAAGGUGGGCAUCAUUGGAGGCGGCCACCUUGGGAAGCAGCUGGCUCGUGUACUGCUUCAACUUGUCCCCAUUCCUGCUGAGAGGCUGCGGAUCUCCACUAGGAGGCCAGAGACCCUGGACGAGUUGCAGAAACUGGGAGUCCAGUGCUUUUACCAUAACUCAUGUCUGGUGGGCUGGGCCAACGUGAUAUUCCUCUGCUGCCUGCCAUCUCAGCUGCUGAAUAUCUGCUCCGAAAUUCAAACCAGCCUUGGAAAAGCCUGCAUCAUGUACAGCUUUGUAUCUGCUGUCCCAAUACCCAGGUUGAAACUCCUACUGAAACACACCAAUAUCUUGCGGCCUCAGUAUCAGUGUUUUGAAGGUUUUGCCACCAGCUGGGGGGCCAAUAAGGAAGUUAUAGCUGCUCUCCAAGAUCCUAUGAUUCUUCAGGCUACCUGCCCCUUCAAUCCUGCUGGGGGAAUAAUCCUCAAUAUCAAGUGGUUGGAGGGUGUGUUCUAUGCAGCCCUAAACAUCUGCACAGAGAAGGCUGUGCCGCAUUUACUUGCGCUGCAGCUUCUGAAUGAACUCUUCCUCUCCGUGCACUCCGAGGACUGCCAGGAAGAGGGGGCAUCCUGCCCACAGUUUCAGCUGCAAGAUUUUGUCAGCAAAGUCUACGCCGAGAACCUGUCUCGGAAACGGUCUUUCCCUUGGUUUGAGCUGACUGCUGUGCAACUCAGGGAAACGCCCUUUAGCAAGCAUCUCUUAAGCAACACUGCUCUCCGGGACCACCUUAUGCAUCUAUACUGUGAUUCAUUUGGCAUCUCCCUAACCAAAGAACAACAGCCAGUGGUUUUCACGGGCUCUCCAUCCCAAUAAGAGAAGACCUCAGGAAUCAGUGGUUGUACCCUGUUUAUCACAAUGGAUGGUGGGAGUCAUGUGACUGUAUGGUGUUUGCCAAGUGUUAGGCACUAAGAAAUCAGAAAAUUGUAAUGAUGGCUCUUUAAAAUGUAGAACGCCACAAGAGGUCCUUGAUAUUGGUAUAUUUGUGUGUCUGGCUUUUGGAAGCAACCAAAUGAAACUACAUAACCUGACACACGUAAGCAAGCUACUUCCCCAGGAAAGCCUUGUUAAUACAAAUUCCAACUCUUGUAAAAGCUAAAUUCAGGAAGUUAUAAUGUCAUUAUUAGACACUUACAUACUGCAGCCUCUUUUCCUAUAGCAGUAUGUAGCUGACGAUGAUACAGCUUGAUUUUCCUACCAUUUUAGAUAGAGAAAUAAAAUGUGUGGUAAACAAUUUAAUUAUGACUUAUUUUAAGCUUAUUUCAGAUAUUGUUGUUCUGGUAUGAUCUUAUUUAAAGCUCUUUCCAUUUAAAGCAUUCUUAAACCAUAAAAACAUUUUAAAAAGUAGCUGGUAUAUUAAAUGGCUAAAAAUAAUUUUGUAAAAUGUGGAUCUUAUUCCUACAGUGCCAGUGUAUUUUCUUUACGUUUUGCAAAUACUUUGUGUCAGUUAUAUAGAGUAGAAAACAACAGCAGUGACCAUCAAGUGGAGGAAGCGUGACACUGACUGUGCCGUCAUUGAACAGAACCAUUUUGUGCUCAAUGCUCAAGUGCUUUUGAACAAAACUAUUCGCUAUAUAAGUAGACCACCAUAGUCUUAGGUUACUCAUUUACAUUUUUCUUUUUUGCAUAAUUGUGAGCCAGGCAAACUCAAUGGUAUUAAAUGGUUUGAGAUAAAAUUUUGUUAGUCCAAUUUGGGCAAAAAUUAGGUUCAUCAUCAAAUAUUAACAUUCGGUAUGAAUGCUAAUUUGAGGCACUGUUCCUUCUCUCAGUAGAAAAAUAAAAUGUGUUCCUUUGACCAUUCAGGUGUAGGGAAUUGGACAGGGUAUAUCACUGCCCUUUUGGAUUAUGUCUUAUGGUGGUUUUUAGGAUUAAGAAGUGAGAUUGGGAAGAAAAAGAGCAGUUAAAUCUGUAAAACUAGAGAACUAGAGUUAUUCAAGUAACAAGAAGUAUUUUGUAAUUUCUUUUGAGCAGUCCAGUCGUGGGUAGACUUUGGCCUGAAUUUAAU